AUGACAAGGGCUCCCCAAGGAGAGAAGAACAGCCGGAGGGGUUUUGACGAAAAGGCUUACUUGUCCUCAAAGCUGCUGAAGGCCGGAGAAGACCCCUACCGCCAGCAUGCUUUUAAUCAGCUAGAGAGCGACAAACUCAGCAGCGAUCGGCCCAUUCGGGACACCAGGCACUACAGGUGCACUUCUGUACGCUAUGACACAGACUUGCCAGCUACCAGCCUCAUCAUCACCUUCCACAAUGAGGCGCGCUCCACCCUGCUCCGGACGGUGAAGAGCGUCCUGAACCGCACCCCUCCCAGCCUCAUCCAGGAGAUCAUUUUGGUAGAUGACUUCAGCUCAGAUCCUGAGGACUGCCAGCUCCUUACUAAGAUCCCAAAGGUCAAGUGUCUACGAAACACCCGGCGGGAAGGGCUGAUUCGCUCUCGGGUGCGAGGAGCUGAAGUGGCUAUCGCUGAUAUCCUCACCUUCUUGGACAGUCACUGUGAAGUCAACAGCGAGUGGCUGCAGCCAAUGCUUCAGAGAGUGAAAGAGGAUUAUACCCGAGUGGUGAGUCCAAUCAUUGAUGUUAUCAGCCUGGAUAAUUUUGCCUACCUGGCAGCAUCAGCAGACCUGAGGGGAGGGUUUGACUGGAGCCUUCACUUUAAGUGGGAGCAGAUUCCUAUAGAGCAGAAGAUGUCCAGAACAGACCCAACUCAGUCUAUAAGAACCCCUGUCAUAGCAGGAGGCAUCUUUGUCAUCGACAAGUCCUGGUUUAAUCACCUGGGAAAAUAUGAUACUCAAAUGGACAUCUGGGGAGGAGAAAAUUUUGAGCUCUCUUUCCGAGUGUGGAUGUGCGGUGGCAGCUUGGAGAUCGUUCCCUGCAGUCGAGUGGGACAUGUGUUCAGGAAGCGCCAUCCCUAUGACUUCCCUGAGGGCAAUGCACUGACUUACAUCAAGAACACCAAGCGUACAGCAGAGGUGUGGAUGGAUGAAUACAAGCAGUACUACUAUGAGGCCCGGCCAUCUGCCAUUGGGAAGUCGUUUGGAAGUGUUGCAGACCGAGUGGAGCAGCGACGCAAACUGAACUGUAAAUCCUUCCAGUGGUAUCUGGAGAACGUCUACCCUGAGCUCAAGGUUCCUGAAAAGGAGCUGAUUCCAGGAAUAAUUAAACAAGGAGGAAACUGCCUGGAGUCUCGGGCACAGGAUACCACAGGGAAUAUGUUGGCUGGCAUUGGAAUCUGUAAAGGAACAGUGAACAAUCCACCUGUCACUCAGGAGUGGGUAUUCAGUGACCCUCUAAUUAGACAGCAGGACAAGUGUCUUUCCAUUACCUCCUUUUCUACUGGCUCUCAAAUCACACUGGAAGCCUGCAAUCAAAAAGACGGCAGACAGAAGUGGAAGAUGAAAGGCAGUUUCAUUCAACACUUUGUCAGCGGUCUCUGCCUGGAAAACCAGACUGGGAGAGUGGUGACCAACCCUUGCCAAGCAGAUGUACCUGGCCAACAGUGGGAGCUGCUACAAGCAACAUGA
Messenger RNA from Fulmarus glacialis (Northern fulmar), 1509 nucleotides. RefSeq names its product polypeptide N-acetylgalactosaminyltransferase 16 (gene GALNT16). The record is from RefSeq and is a predicted model, not a curated record. Lineage: Eukaryota; Metazoa; Chordata; Aves; Procellariiformes; Procellariidae. The transcript is spliced from 14 exons. Gene Ontology annotation, cellular component: Golgi apparatus. The coding region runs from base 1 to 1509 and encodes 502 amino acids.